Molecule: messenger RNA, 1632 nt
Organism: Diaporthe amygdali
Lineage: Eukaryota; Fungi; Ascomycota; Sordariomycetes; Diaporthales; Diaporthaceae
Exons: 1
Coding region: 1-1632 (543 amino acids)
Source: RefSeq, a predicted model, not a curated record
AUGUCGCUAAGCCAUGAUAAGAAGGGUGCCACAGCUGCCAACCUCAGCAGUAUUGACAAGACGCAGACGUCGACAACAAUUUCUGCUGCCUAUCCAAGUCCUCCAAGCUCACCACCUCAAGCAAGAACACACUAUCGUGAAGUCCCGAGACAGUACGGAGACGCAAUUCGAACGUGUCCACCUUCUCAUUCGUCGCCGUUCAUGCUUCAGAAGGAGGAGCUUACAGAAACAAUAGUCGAUAUUUCGGUAUUGAGGACUUCUCUGGGUCUUGGAACACUAUGUGGAGGUCUCACAAAGUCAGGGAACCCUUGUAAAAAUGCAUCACCAGCUGCGAACAAGAACGAGGUUACUUCACAGCUCAAGUCAAUGACAUGCUUCACGCAGUCAUCUACAGAACUUGACGCUGCGCUGGCUAAAAUGGUCACUCUAGUGCAUUGCAAGUUGCAUCGGAGUGGUAUCCCGAAAAAGUCUCGAAUCGAUGCCUGGAAACUUACAUUUCCAGCCGGAGAAAUUGUUAUCGACUCGGCCGCGACAAUUGAAAAGUGUAUCAGAAAGCUUCUGGAAAUAGAAUCUAAUCAAUGUAUAGAAGAAGCGGAUCGCGAGCGAAAACGAUGUCCAUAUUGCAUUGGCGGGCAAAGGGUGCAUAAUUGCGUGGCGACGAUCAAUGAGAUCACCAAACCAAAGGUCUACUUGAACGAUGCUUACCUUAACUUCUUUCUCAAAGUCUUGGAGACAAACAUGCGCUGCCGUCAGCACAUAAAUAAACGGCCUCUGACAAGAGUGGCUGAGUGGCAAUUGCGCAUAGCAAAAGUCCUCGAGGAGCAACAAGUCAAAACCAGCGGAAGCGCUACACGGGGCAAGAUGGUACGCACAUCUGGAGACCCAGAUACGGAAGCGUCUGAAAACACCUCGAACAAACCCAACCGUGAUCUUGUCUCGCGGAAGAGGCGCUCUCUGACCACGGACUUUGAUCAAGAUUUGAGUAACUAUUGGCCGGCAGCGUACGACACCUCUCCUUUCGAGAUCAUCGACAGGAACAACCGGCGAAUUGGUUAUAAGUGCUCAUAUUACACGAUCAAAACGACAAUGAUGAGAGAGUUGUGUAACCAAGACCUUCAAAGCGGAUACGUUUAUGUGUAUGAGGUUGAAGGAAACAAAGGAUUUGUGAAAAUUGGAUACACUACUCGCUCUGUUGAGGAGCGCCAUCAGGAGUGGAACUUCGAUUGCAACAGACCCUCCAAACUCCUAUAUCCCAUACCUUCUGGCACAGUCGCGAGAGUCAGAAAUGCCCGUCGUGUCGAGGCAUUGUGUCACGCGGAGCUUGACCACUUGAGGAUGACAAUAUACUGCAAGAAUUGCUUGAAGGAGCAUUUGGAGUGGUUUGAAGUGUCUUCUGCGCAGGCCAUCGAAAUAAUCCAGAAAUGGUCCACGUGGAUGGCGACGGACCCAUACCACCAGCCCUAUGGUUUGAGAUCUGGGAAGAAAUGGACACUGAAGGAAGAGGAGAGGAAGGGAACAUGGGACAUGGAUCGUUUCAUGGCGAAAUUAUCAGGGGCCGCGAAACCAGCUGUGGUCUUAGGUCUCAAGUUGGACGAAGCUAGAUCUGAGGGUCUUGUUGCCUCAAGCGCUUGA